AUGCCGAAACGGAAAGCUCCUACGAAAUUAUCUGGACUUACGGGCUCAGAUGAUGAAGACCUAAUGCAGGUGACGGGGAAUGGGAGCGCUCCUGCGCAAGAAUUGAUUGACGAACCUCCCGCCAAGAAACGACGAGGCCGACCGCGUACAUCGAACGACAAUGCGGCCGAAUCCCAGCCAACAGCCCAAGCCAAGAAACGAGAGUCGGCUACAGCUGCACAAACCGAGGCCCCCCAGGCUAAGAAGACUGGUCGGCGAGGACGGCCACGCGGCGGUAGUCGCACCUCUGAAGCCCCAGAGACACAAACGGAGGUGGAGGUCACGCAUGAAGCUGUCGAUGAACAAAAUCAUGAACAAGAAAACGAGGACCCCAAGGCAACGAAACCGACAAAGACAACCCGUGCAACGAGAGCUGCUAAGCCUGCGCCGACUCGUCGAACAGGCCGUGCGGCCAGCGCGGCAAAGCAAGUAGUCACAGAUGGCGGAUUUGAGUAUACACCCUCUGGUCCCAAACAAACUAUGGUUGAAGAGUCCAGAGAAGAACCGGAAACUAGCCCCCGUCCGCGCGCAGUUCAACGACGACAGAAGGAAGCGGAAGAGGCCGAGCCAGCUCAGAAUGAUGAACCUAUUGCAGAGGUUGUAGAUGAGUCUAUACUUCCCGACGAAGCACCCCCUGCUCGUCAUUUGCCUUCAUCCGCUGUGAAGAAUGCACGAUCCCGGCUGUCCACAAUGCGGAACACACUAGAAUCCUCUCCUCGUAAACGCAAGUCAGGCGAUGUCGAGCAAGGUGGAGAACCAGAGUUGAGACGUAAGAUUGGUGAACUCACCAAGAAGCAAGAAGCCCUGGAAUCCAAGUAUCGCAAUCUUCGCGAAAUUGGAGUCGUAGAGGCCAACACAAAUAUGGAGAAAUUGCGCAAACAGUGUGAGACUGUCACUACGGCUUCCAACGAGCUGGUCGCAUCUCUCAGGUCCGAGCUGGAAGCGCAGCGAGCUCUGGGACAACAGAGUCGAGCACUUCAGAAGCAACUGAAGGAACGGGAUACCGAAAUUGCCCGGCUUAAGUCGCAGGCAGAUGAGUCGCGUUCUCAACUUGCCGCCACCCAAACUGAGGUCAAGGCGUUGCAGACUAAGCUGGCUGCUGCGCGUAGUACAGCUGCAAGCUUGGAGAAGACCAAGAUCCCUGGAAGUGCUAUCAAGGGCGGCCCUGCAAACCGUGCAGUCGCGGCUGCCAACGCUGGAGCUGCGCAGGCGGCACAGAUUGCACAGCUCAAGGAAGAUCUAUAUAGCGACUUGACUGGCUUGAUCGUUCGUGGUGUUGUGGAUCGAGAAGCCGAUUAUUUGUAUGACUGUAUUCAGACGGGAGUCAACGGAACGUUACAUUUCAAGUUGGCCAUCCCCAAGGUGCCUAGUUCAGAGUAUGAAAAGGCAGUGUUUGAGUAUCUGCCUCUCUUGGACGCUAACCGUGAUCGAGACCUUGUUGAUAUUCUACCGGACUUUUUGAUUGAUCAUAUUACCUUCGAGCGUGAGCAGGCGCCGAAGUUCUAUACUCGGGUGAUUGAUGCUCUGACUAAACGGCGGUCCAGCACUGCAUCGCGUGCAUAG
Penicillium pulvis is the source of this 1602-nucleotide messenger RNA. Its product is annotated as putative chromosome segregation protein (Pcs1). Gene Ontology annotation, molecular function: protein binding; microtubule site clamp. Bases 1 to 1602 code for a protein of 533 amino acids. Lineage: Eukaryota; Fungi; Ascomycota; Eurotiomycetes; Eurotiales; Aspergillaceae. The record is from RefSeq and is a predicted model, not a curated record. The transcript has 3 exons. Gene Ontology annotation, biological process: homologous chromosome segregation; attachment of mitotic spindle microtubules to kinetochore; meiotic sister chromatid segregation. Gene Ontology annotation, cellular component: monopolin complex; nucleolus; mitotic spindle.